AACCACAUUCUUUGCUAAAAUAGAAAAAAAAAUGCAGUAUUCCAAAGAGGAAAAAGAACUUGUCAUCUUCUCAUAAUUUUGUUCUUCUUGAAUAGCUUCUUCUUCAAUUUUGCUUCAAAAAAAUCCCCCAAAUUCUCAAAUGCUGCAAAACCCAUCUCGAGAAUUGCUUUCUCUGUUCUCUAAUGGCGUCUCUUUUCCAUUUUCCCACUUCCCAUAAGCUCUUUUUGCCUUCUCAGACUCUUAGCCCUUCUAUCUGUAUACGCCACAAUCAUCAUUUUUUUCUAAUUUGUCGUUCAAAAUCAAAAAUUUAUGCUUCAAUUAAGAAAUCCAGGGCAAGCCGGAAGGUGAAAAGCAAUGAUGAUCUCUGCAACGACAUCAGAGAAUUUUUAUCUUCUGUUGGACUUCCGGAGGAUCACGUACCCACCAUGAAAGAGCUGUCACAGAACGGAAGGCAAGACCUUGCAAACAUCGUUAGAAGAAGAGGAUACAAAUUUGUCAAGGAGCUUCUUUUAACUUCCAAACAACCAGCCUAUGAGUGCAUUGGAGAGGAUGGACUUGUUGAAAAAAGUGAAGAUGGAUCGUUAGAUGGGAAAAUAGCAGACAUGGCUCAUGAUGUUUCUUUACCAAGUGAAGCUUCUGCAGUGGAUUCCUACACGAAUGAUGCAAGCAAUGAUUUGAUUCUGAAUUCGGAUGAGCAAAAUUCUGGUGAUCAAGAAUUCUUGGGGUAUUCUUUCUUGGAGGAAAAGGUGGUCAAUUUUAUUCAGAAUGGAGAACUGGAUAGCAUAGAGGGUAGUGGCUUUGAAAUCUUUCAAAGAGAGGGAUCUAUUGAAGGACAGAAUGGUGCUAAGAUAUUGAGUGGAAGUCCCAUUGCACAAUCAAUCCAGCAUGAUGAACAUCCUAGUAUGCAGAGUUCUCUGAUGAGGAAUGAUAGCCUGUCAGCUGAAUACUUAACCAUGACUGAAGGGAUAAGUAGUGCUGAUACUGAGCCCCACAAUAUGGAGAUUCAAGCUGAAAUUAAUCAUCUCAAGUUCGUGCUGCAUCAGAAGGAGCUGGAGUUAACUCAAUUGAAGCAGCAGAUUGAAGAGGAAAAGCGCUUACUAUCAGUUUUGCAAAUCAAAGCUGAAACAGAAAUAAGGGAAGCGGAAAGACUUAUUUCAGAAAAAGAUGCAGAGCUAAAUGCUGCUGAAGAUAGCCUCUCAGGACUAAAGGAGGUUGAAAUCCAAUAUCGGGCAGAAGGUGAAAAUGUUGAGGUGGCUGGCAGCUUCAAUGGGUGGCAUCAUAAAAUAAAAAUGGAUCCACAAGAAUCACCAGAUCCCAUCGGCGAAGAUAUACAAUCAUCAUCAGAUAUCGUAGAUCCCAUUGGCGAUGAUAUCCAAGCAUCAUCAGUUAUCGUAAAUCCCAUUGGCAUGAGGGAACCUCGACUUUGGAAAACUGUGUUAUGGCUGUAUCCAGGAAUAUACGAGAUAAAAUUCGUUGUUGAUGACCGCUGGACAACUGAUCCUCAAAGAGAGUCUGUUACUAGAGGUUCGAUACACAAUAAUGUACUACGAGUUGAUAGAUGACUACUACAGACACAGGUAGGUUAGUUGAGGUGAAUAAAAAUGAAUACAUUGGUGAAGAUAUACAAAGCAUACAUCCCAUUAUUCUCUUAUUUGGGCUGAUUUUUAAUGAGGCAUUUUGUUAGUUAUGUAAUUAUAAACAUUCUUAGAUAUGGUAUUAUAUUCAGGUUUUUAUUCUUAACUACAUUGGCAAAAUAGUACAUGGGACAUAAUCAACAGAGUUAUUGAAAAAGUUAUGGCCGUAU
Molecule: messenger RNA, 1804 nt
Organism: Solanum lycopersicum (tomato)
Lineage: Eukaryota; Viridiplantae; Streptophyta; Magnoliopsida; Solanales; Solanaceae
Product: protein PTST homolog 3, chloroplastic
Source: RefSeq, a predicted model, not a curated record